Messenger RNA from Daktulosphaira vitifoliae (grape phylloxera), 650 nucleotides. RefSeq names its product U6 snRNA-associated Sm-like protein LSm1 (gene LSm1). Gene Ontology annotation, molecular function: RNA cap binding. The record is from RefSeq and is a predicted model, not a curated record. Gene Ontology annotation, biological process: deadenylation-dependent decapping of nuclear-transcribed mRNA. Lineage: Eukaryota; Metazoa; Arthropoda; Insecta; Hemiptera; Phylloxeridae. The transcript has 3 exons. Gene Ontology annotation, cellular component: P-body; Lsm1-7-Pat1 complex. Bases 211 to 618 code for a protein of 135 amino acids.
UAAAUUAACUACCAUGCAUUAAUGUACUAAAAUAUUAAGAUAAUGAUAAAAAUUAAUUGAAAUUUUUAGAUAUUAAUGAAAACAAAUAUUGUUGUUAAACAUUUUUAUUUAUUUUUUAACAAUUUAGCUAACUUUUAUAAUGUCUUAGAAGUUUGUUAACUAUUUUAAUGGUAAUUUUUACACUAAGGAAUUCUAAGUUAAACAUUUAGUAUGAAUUCAUUUCCUCCUCGGACCGCAACUUUAUUGUAUGAACUGGACAAAAAAUUAAUGGUUCUUUUGCGUGAUGGUAGAACUUUAAUUGGGUACCUUCGAAGUGUUGAUCAAUAUGCCAAUUUAUUACUUCAACGAACUAUUGAGCGUAUUCAUGUUGGAAAAAAAUAUGGUGAUAUACCCAGAGGGGUAUUUUUAGUAAGAGGAGAAAAUGUAGUCCUUCUUGGUGAAAUAGACUCUCUAAAGGAAGCUGAUCAAAUAUUUGAAAAAGUGUCAAUUGGAGAGAUUUUGGCAUUACAAAAACAAGAACAAGAUGCUAAAGCUGAAAAAGCUAAAUUAAUGGAACGUUCUUUGAAACGAAGAGGUAUGCCAUUACCUCCAGAUCUAGUUCAAGAUGAUUAUUUUUGAAUAAAAUAAAAAGUUCAGUGAUAAAAUUUAUA